Molecule: messenger RNA, 696 nt
Organism: Pleurotus ostreatus (oyster mushroom)
Lineage: Eukaryota; Fungi; Basidiomycota; Agaricomycetes; Agaricales; Pleurotaceae
Exons: 7
Coding region: 1-696 (231 amino acids)
Molecular function (GO): acyltransferase activity, transferring groups other than amino-acyl groups
Source: RefSeq, a predicted model, not a curated record
AUGAGCUACUCUAUCCGCCACCUCAGCGACCCUACCGAGCUUGAGCUGGUAGCGACAUCCAAAGCUAUCUCAACGGCUCUCAAAGAUGACGGCUUCAUCAAGAUGACUAUCGGCCGCGAUCCUGAGCUCGUCGUCCCCUUCGUCAACGCUGUAUUGGUGGCAGGGAUGAUAGAAGGCGAAAUUCACGUCGCUGAAGAUGCGAACGGCACAAUCGUUGGAGGCGCUGUGUGGUUUGGCCCCGGCUCAGAAUUCUGUCACAGGUUGGUCGUCGUUUGGCGAGGCACAGCGGAGAGGGUCCUCGUUCCGCUUCUCGCCCAGUUUGACGACGAGCUGCAGACAUGGUGGAACGACAAGUUUCUACCCGAGUACCACGGCGCUAUCGACCAAGAGCUGGGUCCCAGUAAACGACUAAGAUCCUAUCACCUACAGCUCAUCGGCAUCGCUCCUAACCAUCCGUCUCAGCAGUUAGCGACAAGAAUGAUCCGGGCCGUGCUUGAGAAGGCGCAGAAACAUGGCUACGAUUCCCUCGCCGAAGCAACAAACGUUAUAAAUAAGCAACUAUUUGAGCAUCUCGGAUUCAUCGACAGAGGUCAGAAGGAGUUCUUGGGGGUGAAGGGGAAUGAUAAAGCCUCUAUGUGGAUAAUGGUCAACCCCGCGCCGCCCAGAACCGACGCAGGAACAAGCUACAUGGCCUAA